CGCAUGCAAAGUUUUUCCCUCUUUCUUCCGGUUGCCAACACUAAGGCAAGGUGAGUGUUGUGGUUAGACCGCAUGGUUUUAGCUAUUAUAUUAGGAGAAAUUGAAAUCUUAAGUGCAUAAACAGUGCUAAAACAGGAUCCAAGAUGCGUUCCGUCACAUUGAAAGAUGUUGAACAAGACAAAGUUGUCAAGACAGUUGCUGCCCACUUGAAAAAGACGGGCAAGGUUAAGGUUCCAGAACACAUGGAUCUGGUUAAAACCGGUCGCUUCAAGGAACUGGCACCCUAUGACCCCGACUGGUUCUAUGUGAGAUGUGCAGCUGUAUUACGUCACAUCUACAUCAGAUCACCAGUCGGUGUGAAGACUGUGACCAAGAUCUUCGGUGGCCGUAAACGUAACGGCAUCACACCCUCACACUUCUGCAGAUCAUCUGGCAGCAUUGCUCGUAAAGCUCUGCAAGCCCUAGAAGCUCUUAAGCUGGUAGAGAAGAUCCCAGAUGGUGGACGAAUCCUCACCGUCCAAGGCAGACGUGACCUUGACAGAAUCGCUGCACAGGUCCGCCUCAAGGCCAAGCAAGCCGCCAAGCAGAGUGUGAUUGUUCUGUAAAUUUAAAAUAAAUAAUUAUAACUAA
Messenger RNA from Danaus plexippus (monarch butterfly), 630 nucleotides. RefSeq names its product small ribosomal subunit protein eS19A (gene RpS19a). Gene Ontology annotation, molecular function: structural constituent of ribosome; RNA binding. The record is from RefSeq and is a predicted model, not a curated record. Gene Ontology annotation, biological process: translation; ribosomal small subunit assembly. Gene Ontology annotation, cellular component: cytosolic small ribosomal subunit; ribosome. NCBI's taxonomy places the organism in Eukaryota, Metazoa, Arthropoda, Insecta, Lepidoptera, Nymphalidae. Bases 144 to 605 code for a protein of 153 amino acids. The transcript has 4 exons.